AUGCCAGGGUUGGAAGAAGCAGCAAAUAUUGUCGCCGAUGGAGUGACACUCGGACUCGAAGAAUAUCCAACGACGAUUCGUAGAGUGGAGAGUACCCAAGUUUCGCAAAUCAUCAAAAUUUCUGGAAUCAUUGUGGCUUCGAGUCAAGUGCGUGCCAAAGCGACAAAAUUGACUCUUCAAUAUCAAAUCCGGAUUUUAUGGUUACGCUUUGCCUCGCCAAUGUGGAGCUCCUCAAACUGGCCAAAUGCAACGUUGUCCGAUUGGUCCCUAUGCGAUAAAUGUAUUUGCGUCGACUACCAAACAUUGAAGCUUCAGAAAAAUUCUCAAGAUAUUUCACACGGUGAAAUGCCCCGUCAUCUUCCACUCUACGUCGAUCGUUACCUCACGGAUAAAGGGCCGCCGAAUUGGCAUCCGAAGGCAGAGUUCUGUUUGUGUUAUUGUGGAUUUUUGGAAGACGAAGAAAAGAGUUUCCACGCAUUCUCGCAGAUGAUUGGAUGGGAAGAGGGAUUCAGAGACCCAAAAUUG
Molecule: messenger RNA, 525 nt
Organism: Mesorhabditis belari
Lineage: Eukaryota; Metazoa; Nematoda; Chromadorea; Rhabditida; Rhabditidae
Source: the annotation of a GenBank genome assembly